CUCCCUCUCCCUCUCCCUCUUCCUCUGUUUUGCUGCUCUCUUCAAAUUUGCUGAACAUGGGUUGUGUUUCAUCGACUCUGCUCAACCACGACGACGAUUUCAGCCAAAUCGGAGGCUCAGCAGCACUGGGUCACCAUAUUGUCUCUCUCACCUCCACAACUUAUGGCCUCUUGACCCUCGACCCACCCUCCUCUGAUCAUUCACCCACCACCGUCCCUCCAACUCCUUCUCCUCGAUUCACCCUCGGCUCACUCUUCCCUACCCCACUCUCCCAUCCCACAACCCUGCGUUCCGAAACACCCGAGAUCAUCAACUCUUGGGAACUCAUGGCUGGUCUUGACCCCGUCAAUGACAGCUUCCGAUUCUCUCCCCUACCUUCCAAACCAUUCCCAUUUAGAGACAUCAACAAAGAAAACUCAAACCCUAAUAUGUCUGCCCGUACGCUAAAUAAAUCUAGCAUUUUCAACCCAUCAAACGACGACAUUAUUUCAACAAAAUCUUGUGUUUUAAAGUAUUCGCUAGAUGGGUAUGAAAAGCUAUGUCCGCCAAAUGGUGAAAACAAGGUCGUGAUCUAUACCACGACCUUGAGGGGAGUACGGAAGACUUUCGAGACUUGCAAUGCUGUCAGAGCAGCGAUUGAAGGACUUGGCGUUUCAAUUUGCGAGCGAGAUAUUUCAAUGGAUAGAGGGUUUAAGGAAGAGUUGAGAGAGAUAAUGAAGGGGAAAGAAAACGGAGAAUUGGUGCCGCCCAGAGUGUUUGUCAAAGGAAGGUAUAUUGGUGGAGCUGAAGAGGUUAUGAGGAUAGUGGAAGAGGGGGGUUUGAAAGAUUUGCUAGUGGGACUGCCUAAAUUGAGGGCAGGGUAUGUGUGUGAGGGUUGUGGGGGGGUGAGGUUUUUGCCUUGUUUCCAGUGUAAUGGAAGUUGUAAGAGGGUGAUGGUGGUGAAGGAAGAGUUGGGACAAAAGCAAGGGAGGACUGUUGUCGUGAGGUGCUCUGAUUGUAAUGAGAAUGGCCUGGUGCUAUGCCCCAUUUGUAGCUGAGAUCUAUCCAAUUGAUUACUACUUCCUUGCUCUUUGCAAUGUCCAAGUUAUCUGGUUGGUUUUCCAAAUCCUUAUUUUUGAGUAUAUUAUACUUUGAUGCAAGAUUGUUGUUCUGGUGAAAUGUUUGCCUCUACUUGAUUUAAG
Ilex paraguariensis (yerba mate) is the source of this 1181-nucleotide messenger RNA. The record is from the annotation of a GenBank genome assembly. NCBI's taxonomy places the organism in Eukaryota, Viridiplantae, Streptophyta, Magnoliopsida, Aquifoliales, Aquifoliaceae.